CAACUGGACAAAGGCCUUUUGAUGGUAGUCAAUUUGAUAUUGGGCUUGCAGUGAAAAUUUGCCAGGGAGAACGCCCAAAAUUCAAUUCAAAAACUCCUAAUCUUUACGCUUAUUUAGCCAAUCGUUGUUUGCAUUCGGUUCCAAGCAGACGGAUUAGUAUUUUACAAGUUACUCAAACAAUCAAUGAUUGGGUUACAAAGUUAAAUACUAUUCCUCCGCAAGAUCCUGAAGAAAUUGAUGAUUCUACUGAGCUAAUUAAG
Molecule: messenger RNA, 260 nt
Organism: Cetraspora pellucida
Lineage: Eukaryota; Fungi; Glomeromycota; Glomeromycetes; Diversisporales; Gigasporaceae
Source: the annotation of a GenBank genome assembly